CUGAGUCACGACCGGAGCUGGGGAGGAGCCGGGGAAAGGCGGCCCCAGCUCAGAGCGCAGCCAUCGGCCGCCUGGAGCGCCGGCAGGGCAGUCGGGGAUCAUGGGGGAGAGCACGCUGGAGCCGGGGCCUGCGCCCGAGGCGCCUGCUGGGGGCCCGGUGCAUGCGGUGACCGUGGUGACCCUGUUGGAGAAGCUGGCCUCCAUGCUGGAGGCGUUGCGGGAGCGGCAGGGCGGCCUGGCGCAGAGGCAGGGCGGCCUGGCGGGCUCGGUGCGCCACAUCCAGAGCGGCCUGGGCGCGCUGAGUCGCAGCCACGACACCACCAGCAACACGCUGGCGCAGCUGCUGGCCAAGGCGGAGCGCGUGGGUUCCCACGCGGACGCAGCCCAGGCGCGGGCCAUGCACCGCGCUGCUCAGGUGCAGCGGCUGGAGGCCAACCACGGGCUUCUGGUGGCGCGCGGUAAGCUGCACGUCCUGCUCUUUAAGGAGGAGACAGAAAUCCCAGCCCGCGUCUUCCAGAAGGCACCAGAGCUCUUGGGUCCGGAGGCCCAGUCGGAGCUUGUGCCAGAACAGCCAGAGGAUGAAGUUGGGGAGAGCUCCGACGAGGAGCCAGUGGAGUCCAGGGCUCAGCGGCUGAGGCGCACCGGGCUGCAGAAGGUACAAAGCCUAAGAAGGGCCCUUUCCAGCCGGAAAGGCCCCGAAACAGCACCACCCACGCCGGCCAAGCCUCCUCGCCUUGGGUCUGGCCGGAGCUCGGAAUCCCAGCCCAUAGCCCAGCCUGCGCCAGAGUCCCAGCUGGAGCCUGCGCUGGAGCCAGAGCCCCCACAGGAUACCCAGGACGAUCCUGGGAGGCCUGGGGCUGCUGGGGCUGCGGAAGCAGCUCGGCUUCAAAUAGAGAGUGCAGCCUGAUCCAGGCGCUUCCUGUUCCCCUGGAGUCUAUGGCUUGUCCCAGAAAAAAAAAGCGCAGCGCUUACAUCCUAAUAAGGAGAGAAUCCUGCAUGCACUGCCCAGCUCUGACCCUCCCUUCCCGGCCUUUCAGUCUAGUACCCAGAAUCCUCUGAAAGAGGAGCAGUGGGACUCGUCACACCUGAUUUACACUCACCAUCAAUAAAAGUUAAUUUCAUCUAA
This is a messenger RNA of Nannospalax galili (Upper Galilee mountains blind mole rat), 1126 nucleotides long. It is a transcript of the gene Cavin3, whose product is annotated as caveolae associated protein 3. Gene Ontology annotation, molecular function: protein kinase C binding. Bases 101 to 907 code for a protein of 268 amino acids. Gene Ontology annotation, cellular component: caveola; cytoplasm. The record is from RefSeq and is a predicted model, not a curated record. The transcript is spliced from 2 exons. Lineage: Eukaryota; Metazoa; Chordata; Mammalia; Rodentia; Spalacidae.